AUGGCGCAAGACACAGCCGCAGAUGGCGCAGUACCUAUGCCACGGCUGGAGGAUAUCCUUCGACAUCCGGAGGACUUGGACAAAAUCAAUGGAUUGAAGGCGGAGUACCAACGCAAGAAGGCCGCCGUGGAUUCCCGACUGCGCGAGGGUCUCCGUGAACAACUCGAGGCCGUCCAGCGCAGCAUCGGAAUCUUGACCGAUGGUCAAAGGCAGGUCUACAAGACCAGGGACGAACUCCAAGCCAUCGACAAACUUUGCGCGGAGUCACAAGAGAGCGUGGAGGACUUUGCUGAAAUCGACAAGUUGGCGCGCAUUCAACGACACUUUGACGCAACUCUGAUGAUGAAGAAAGGGCUGGAAAAUUUCGGCGCCGAUCUGCAGGAGGUUGAGAGAUUGCUCCGGGAAGAUGACGAGGACUUGGAGAAUCAACCGAACUUGCUCAAAGCGCACAUGCAAAUAUCGCGACUGCGGGAUUUCCGGGAUGAGGCGAUGGAUCAAAUUCAGAAAUCGCGAGAUAACAGCAGUGUGGAAACUCUGACGGAGUAUUUUGAGGGGCUUGACUCGGCCAUUGACUGGUUCGAUGAUCAUUUGGGCACGGCGUGCAUGAACUUGAUUCCCUUGGUGCAGGAGGACAACAAGAGCAUGGUGGUGCGGUUGGCUGUGGUUGUGAUGAAUGAAGAGAAGAAUGAUGAUACGGUCAGAGCCUUGCAGGAGGCUCAAAAGGAUCACAAAGAUCUCGUCAGCCGGUUCAAGUCUAUGAACAUUGGUCCGAAGACAGUCCGUGGCUACAAAGAGAAAUUUCUACAAGCGAUUGAGUUCUAUGCCCAGAACCAAUUCAACAAUACCAAGGAAGAAUUCCUCGCAGACCCAGAUCUCAUGGAGAAGAGCUUCCGAUGGUUCUUCAACGAUCUCUUUACUGUCCAGCAAGGCAUGCAAGCCCUCAUGCCGAAGAAGUGGAAGAUCUACAAAACAUACACCGAUAUCUACCACCGUAUGAUGCAUGACUUCCUCAUUGAAUUCAUUGAUGACCCGGAGGUUCCCGCGGACAAUCUAUUGAAGAUCAUCCACUGGAGCGAUAAAUAUUACAAAAAGAUGAAGAAGCUGGGCUGGACAUCAGCCGAGCUGCAACCAAACAUCCUGGAUGACCGCGAGCCAGAACUUGUACGACAGUGGCAGAGUGUCAUCAUCAACGCAGUGGAGGAGUGGAUGGAACGUAUCUUCAACAUUGAUAAGAAGAGUCUUUCGGAACGACAGGCGGAUUCCCUCGACACCAAUGCAGACGGAUACUUCAGGACCAAGACGCAGGCCGAUCUGUGGCGUAUGCUCCACGAACAAAUCUCUGCCGCAGGCCAGUCUGAACGAGCCGACGUUGUCGAAGGCGCAAUUGACGCCAUGUUCCGAGCCUUGAAGGGUCGUCAAGGUGCUUUACAGACGCUGAUCGACGACGAAUGUCAAAAGGCUACCGCUCCUAGCAGUGACGGUGAGGGUGUACAAUUACUGCAGGACUGGCUGGUCGGUAUGGCGAAUGAUCAGAUUGCCUGUAUCGACGACAAUGAGGAAACUGCGCAGAUGGGCUACCUCACCCGCUUCAAGGCCGAAAUUGAACCUGUCGUCACCCCCAAGUAUAUGGCUACCCGGGCCAUGACGGAGCUUGACGCACUGCGGGACGGCUAUGUUGAUCUCAGCACCCAUUGCUUGGCGCUCUUUGUGAACAUCAUCUUCACGGUGGAUCUGAGUACUGUUCUCACCGAUCUCUUCACACCACGAUGGUAUGGUGAAUUUGCCAUCAAGCGUAUCACCUCUACCUUUGACGACUAUAUGACCGACUACAGCCCAGUUCUGCAUCCGUCCCUCGUGGAAAUCCUGGUCGAAGAGCUUUCGGACGAGCUCCUCGUUCGCUACCUGUCUUCUGUUCGCAACAAGGGUGUCAAAUUCCGUCGUCAGAUGGAUCCAUUCACCGACAAGUUCAAGGACGAUCUUCUCACGGUCUUUGACUUCUUCCAGAAAUAUGAAGAGUCAUUCCCAUCUAUCAAGCAGAAAUGGCGGUUGGUCGACUGGCUCGUCCGAUUGCUGGAGGCUGAAAAGGGCCAACCUAUCGUGAAUGUCUAUGAAGGCUUCAAGCUAGAGUACUGGGAUCUUCAGCUUUCCUGGGUCGAAGCGGUGCUUCGGACUCGGGACGACUUUGAGCGUAGCAUGAUCAGCUCCAUCAAGGCCAAGGCUGCCGAACUAUCGGUUGAACGCGGAAUGGAGACCAUUAUGGGUCGGGUGAGGUGA
Molecule: messenger RNA, 2274 nt
Organism: Penicillium oxalicum
Lineage: Eukaryota; Fungi; Ascomycota; Eurotiomycetes; Eurotiales; Aspergillaceae
Product: SNARE-binding exocyst subunit SEC6
Exons: 1
Coding region: 1-2274 (757 amino acids)
Biological process (GO): exocytosis; exocyst localization
Cellular component (GO): exocyst
Molecular function (GO): SNARE binding
Source: RefSeq, a predicted model, not a curated record